Pyrenophora tritici-repentis Pt-1C-BFP is the source of this 987-nucleotide messenger RNA. RefSeq names its product Tymo-45kd-70kd multi-domain protein. The record is from RefSeq and is a predicted model, not a curated record. Lineage: Eukaryota; Fungi; Ascomycota; Dothideomycetes; Pleosporales; Pleosporaceae.
AUGGAUCAAUUUCGAAUUCCACCUGGUCACUUCCACCUUGCCACGCAGUCACCUCAAGAGACGUUUAGGGAAGUGCUGAACCUCCUCGUAACGAACGGCAUCCACAUCAAUCGUAACACUGCAGUUGAAGUGUACGAAGUCAUCAUGGCCAGCUAUCAGGCAGUCACGAUUACUUUCAACGCACCCCCUGCCCAUGCUCAGCCACCUCCGGUGGUUGAUAUCCAGAACACGAUGAGUUCCACCUCAUUUAGCACUGUGCCAACCACAGCGAAGAAGACCUAUGAGUAUCCUGGAUUGCCAAAGUAUGGCGCUCCGCGUGACUGCAACACGUCAUUCUACUGGUCUCAUGAGGAUCCUACCUUCGCCGUGAUGCUGCCAGAUGUUGAUCUCACCGUGUACCCAAACUCUUCGAUGUCCAUGAAGGAUGCUGGGGAGAAGGCCGCUGAGGUGUGUGCCACUAAUAUCUGCGCUAUCAAGAUGGCAGAGACUGACAUUCUCAAGCAGGAUAUUGGUCACCUUGCUCCAGUUCCAGCUUCAGAGGCGAACACGUCUCCAACCGUCGAGGCGGACAACUCUGACGCCGAGUCUCAUGUCUCUGGAGACACUGAGACCUCCGUCCUGUCUAUCCCAACCACCGAGAUCACCGGUCACGCCCUAGACGGCACUCAGGCUACCUCUACUCAGGAGACGUCAACCCAGGACGAUGUCAUCUUCUCGCAGUCUCAUGAGUCGUUGCCCUCAACCCAGGACACUGUCUACACGGUCGACUCUGCUCAGUCCUCCCAGCCUGCGAACGGUUCUCGCCCUGCCGAUGCUGCCACUCGGACGAAGAAGACCCCCGUCUCCGCUGCCCACACUCGUCGGUCUUCGCCCCUCGCCCAGUCUGAGCCAAUGGUUCCUGAGGAUGUCACCUUGGGCAAGCGCUCUCGUGACGACGACACCUCCGAGCCUAAGCCCGCCAACAAGAAGUCCAAAGGUGACUUGUAG